CGCGUAACGGGUGUUGCAUUGCACAGGCUACAUCCGUCAGUCAAAUGCAGAGCGUGAUCAGCCGCACCUUACCCCGCGCAAAUCCCAUUCGCACAGCUCCCCACACUGAGGACAUGGCAAGGAAGACAGCUUCAACUUGCAGCACUGUUACGGUAUCUUUCUCACUGGUUCGAUUCUGGGUUCAACAACUGACCGGCCACUGUGCCGUAUUCCCACUACGGAAGGCUGCCACGUAGGCCAUAUAUACCAAGAUCGUACCACAUGCACCCGUCACAUCACAUCCGCACAGAAGUAUGCGGCUUUUACGUCGUACUCACAACGGCGAACUCAGCAUCACCAACGACAUAGUGGACGAGGAUGCAAUUCCUCCCUAUGCGAUACUUUCUCACACCUGGGGAGCAGAAGCGGACGAGGUUACCUUCGACGACUUAGCAAGUGGUUCUGGUAAAACAAAGCCUGGCUAUAGGAAGGCCCGUUUCUGUGGGGAACAGGCAUGGCGAGAUGGCCUAGAGCAUUUUUGGGUUGACACCUGCUGCAUUCAUAAGGCAAACAAAGCUGAGCUUUCCCAUGCUAUUAACUCCAUGUUCCGUUGGUACCGCAACGCAAGUCGAUGCUACGUCUACUUGGCAGAUGUCUCCAGCCGUACCCCUGCGAUGGACAAAGAAGAAAGUCAUCCGCCGCUGUGGGAAUUGGAGUUUCGGCGAAGCAGAUGGUUUACUCGGGGUUGGACGCUCCAAGAGCUUUUAGCUCCGGACGUGGUCGAGUUCUUUGCCCACGAUUGGGAGAGGCUCGGUGAUAAGACGCUGCUGUGCCAAAAAAUCCAUGAGAUCACAGGUAUCUCGAAAGCAGCGCUCCAGGGAGCUCCUCUAACCCAGUUUAAUGUCGAGGAACGCCUGUCGUGGAACGUACACAGGCAUACUAAGCUCGAGGAAGACAGAGUAUACUCAUUGCUGGGCAUCUUCGAUGUCUAUCUAUCUCCUUUCUAUGGCGAAGGAGCAAGCAAAGCGCGAGACCGGCUCACGGAUCAAAUUGACAAGCGAAAUCGGUGUAUGCAAGACUUGCGUGACACAGAUCCGCGUAAUGACAAGAAACGCAUUGAGGAGACUAAGGGAGGCCUGCUAACGGAUUCAUACCGCUGGAUUCUGGACAAUGCCAGCUUUGAGCAAUGGCUCAACAAGCCGCAGAGCCGGCUGCUGUGGAUCAAGGGUGAUCCUGGGAAAGGCAAGACGAUGCUGCUCUGCGGCAUCAUCGACGAGCUGCAAAGUUCGAUGCAUAGAACUGCUCUUUUAUCGUAUUUCUUCUGCCAAGCGACCGACUCGCGCAUUAACAGUGCUACAGCUGUGCUGCGGGGACUUCUGUACAUGCUUGUUAGCGAGCAGCCGUCGCUUGUCUUGCACGUUCGCAAGACGUACGACCAUGUGGGCAAAAAUUUAUUCGAGGACGCAAACGCCUGGGUUGCUCUAACGGAGAUAUUUACAGACGUGCUACAAGAUCCAAACCUAAAAGCUACAUAUUUAAUCAUCGAUGCGCUAGAUGAGUGCGUUAUCGGCUUACCGAUGCUGCUCAACUUUGUCUCAAAACAGUCAUCUGCGUCGUCCCGUAUCAAGUGGAUUGUCUCUAGCCGCAACUGGCCGGUGAUCGAAGAACGGCUAGAUCAGGUAGACCACAAAGUAAAGCUGAGCCUAGAGCUAAACACAGAGUCCGUGUCGGCGGCUGUUAGCGUAUACAUCAAGCAGAAGGUGUCUCAGCUAGCGCAGCACAAAAAGUACGACGAGCAGACUAAAGACGCCGUGCUGAAAUAUCUAAUGACAAAUGCGCACGAUACUUUCCUCUGGGUAGCGUUGGUGUGUCAGAGCCUUGAAGCGACGUCAAAACGUCACGCGCUAAAGAAGUUAAGCUCGUUUCCGUCUGGACUGGACUCCCUGUACGAGCGGAUGAUGCAGCAGGUGAGCAAGUCAGACGAUGCUGAGCUCUGCAAGCAGUUGCUAGCUUCUCUUGCGCUCGUGUACCAACCGGUCACGCUGCAGGAGCUGACGGUCCUUGUCGAACAGCUAGAUGACUUAGUUGACGACACAGAAUCGAUACGAGAGGUAGUCGGCCUUUGUGGCUCGUUCCUUACCCUGCAAGAAGAGACCGUCUACUUCGUUCAUCAGUCGGCCAAAGAAUUUCUACUCGCCAACGCAGCUGGAGAAGUGUUCCCGCGUGGAAGAGAGGAUGUCCAUCACACCAUCUUUGCUAGAUCACUCCAAAACCUAUCAAUGACCCUGCAUCGAGACAUGUACAGCUUAAAAGCACUUGGACACCUUAUUGAGGAUGUCAGACAGCCAGACCCUAAUCCGUUAGCAGCAUCGCGUUACUCGUGUGUCUACUGGGUGGACCAUCUGUGCGACUCACAUCCCAUAUCUUCAGUGAGCUAUGCGGACGAUAUCCAGGACAACGGCGUUUUGGACGUGUUUCUCAAGGAAAAGUACCUAUACUGGCUAGAAACUCUUAGUCUUUGCAUGAGUAUGCCGAAAGGCGCGCUAUCGAUGACAAAGCUACUCGCGCUGGUUCAGGGAUGUGAAAAGACAACUUUACUUACUGAGCUUGUUUAUGAUGCGCGCCGAUUCCUUAUGUACCAUAAAGGAGCCAUCGAGCGCAGUCCACUUCAAGCAUAUGCAUCUGCGUUAUUAUUCAGUCCAACAGCGAGCUUGGUGAGAAAGUUAUUCCAGCAUGAAGAGCCAAAAUGGAUCACUAUCAAGUCGGCUAUGGGCGACGGCUGGAGCGCGUGCCUGCAGACGCUCGAGGGUCACAGCAGGUAUGUCAACUCAGUGGCCUUCUCACACGACUCAACGCUGCUGGCAUCAGCGUCUAGCGACAGGACUGUCAAACUCUGGGAUGCGGAUAGCGGCGAAUGUCUGCAGACCCUCAGGGGCCAUAAUCACUCUGUCAUUUCAGUGACCUUCUCGCACGACUCGGCCUGGCUGGCGUCGGCGUCACAUGACAAUACGAUCAAGAUCUGGGAUACGAGCAGCGGUGCAUGCCUGCAGACGCUCAAGGGCCAUAGCAGUGGUGUCAUCUCUGUGGCCUUCUCGCACGACUCGGCCCAGUUGGCAUCGGCGUCGGGUGACAUCACCGUUAGGAUCUGGGACGCGAGCAGCGGUGCAUGUCUGCAGACGCUCGAAGACCAUAGCGACUUUGUCAGCUCAGUGACCUUCUCGCACGACUCGGCCUGGCUGGCGUCGGCGUCACAUGACAAUACGAUCAAGAUCUGGGAUGCGAGCAGCGGUGCAUGCCUGCAGACGCUUAGGGGCCAUAGCGAUAUACUCACCUCUGUGGCCUUCUCUCACGACUCGAUGCGGCUAGUCUCAGCGUCUAACGAUAGCGCUGUUAAGAUAUGGGAUACGAACAGCGGUGCAUGCCUGCAAACACUCAAGGGCCAUAGCAGUGGUGUCAUCUCUGUGGCCUUCUCGCACGACUCGACCCGGCUGGCAUCUGCGUCCGACAAUACCAUCAAGAUCUGGGAUGCGAGCAGCGGCGCGUGCCUGCAGACGCUCGAGGGCCAUAGCGAGUGGGUUAGCUCAGUAGCCCUCUCACACGACUCAACACGGCUAGUGUCAGCGUCGGGGGAUAACACUGUCAAGAUCUGGGAUGUGCGCAAUGACAAGUACAUACAGACGCCUAGAGAUCAUAGCAAUGAUGUUUAUUCAAUGACCUUCUCACACGACUCGACACGGCUAGCAUCUGGGUCAAAGGACUGCACUAUUAAGAUCUGGGAUGCGAACAGCGGUGCAUGCCUGCAAACACUCAAGGGCCAUAGCAGUGGUGUCAUCUCUGUGGCCUUCUCGCACGACUCGACCCGGCUGGCAUCUGGGUCAAAGGACUGCACUAUUAAGAUCUGGGAUGCGAGCAGCGGCGCGUGCCUGCAGACGCUCGAGGGCCAUAGAGAGUGGAUUAGCUCAGUAGCCCUCUCGCACGACUCAACACGGCUAGCAUCUGGGUCAAAGGACUGCACUAUUAAGAUCUGGGAUGCGAGCAACGGCGCCUGCCUGCAGAUGCUCGAGGGGCAUAACAAUCAUGUCACGUCAGUGGCCUUCUCGCACGACUCGGCGCAGCUGGCAUCUGCGUCGAUGGAUUGGACUGUGAAAAUAUGGAAUGUUAAUAGUGGCGGAUGCCUGCAGACACUCAAGGGCCAUGGUAGCACGGUCAACUUAAUAGCCUUCUCGCACGACUCGACACGGCUGGCGUCGGCGUCGCGUGACAACACUGUCAAAAUCUGGAAUGCGAGCAGCGGCGCAUGCCUGCAGACGCUCGAGGGCCAUAGAGAGUGGAUUAGCUCAGUAGCCCUCUCACAUGACUCAACACGGCUAGCAUCAGCGUCGUACGAUAACAGGGUCAAAAUAUGGGAUACAAACAACGGCACGUGCUUACAAACCUUAAACAUUGGCAGGAAAACAUCUAAGUUAUCCUUCGAUCCUACUAGCUCUUGUCUCUACACUGAGAUAGGUACUAUCGUUAUUCGGAACUCAGAAGUUUCUACUAGCAUAGGAGUUAUUGCAGAACCUCAACGCCCUACGUAUCUAGGCCCAGGUCUUAGUUCCGACAGCAUAUGGAUCAAGCAUGCUGGCAACAACAUCCUGUGGGUGCCAUCAGAGUAUCGACCAUCAUGCUCGUCUGUGUGCGGGACUUUGGUUGGUAUAGGUGCUGGAUCUGGAAGAGUAUGGACUUGCAGAAUCGACCUUUAACGACUUUAACAAGCAAGCAUUCAUUCGUCUUUUCUAUACCUUAUCUUGUCGUUGUCUCUAUUUUUUGGGAAGGGAACGAGGAUGCAAACGGAUAGGUAAGUUAGACUAGUUAUAUAUCGCUACAUCUAAGCAUCGAGAGCCUACGAGGGAGCGGCUAUCGCUGUCUGGUGUCACAGAAACGAAUUCUAGGCAUGUAAUGCUUCCUUUUGCCUCGUGAGUUGGUAUUGUCACUGUACACCACCGCGCUCGUUUUCUAGGUCGAUAUUAGUGGUGAUGAGGGCGGUGAAGAACAUCGAGCGAGCGGCCAACGACGAUCUCGCACGUUCAGAUUCUAAGUAUAGCCACGAGAUGGAUGUGAGCCUGAGCAGAAGCUUUGAGAAGCAUGCACUAUAGUAUAAGCUGUUUCAGCAUAGCGUAGUGUAUAAUGCAGGCCGUUAAAUAUAAUUAUAGUAGUGCUCGC
Bipolaris sorokiniana ND90Pr is the source of this 5184-nucleotide messenger RNA. RefSeq lists its product as uncharacterized. Gene Ontology annotation, molecular function: protein binding. The transcript is spliced from 3 exons. Bases 294 to 4724 code for a protein of 1476 amino acids. The record is from RefSeq and is a predicted model, not a curated record. NCBI's taxonomy places the organism in Eukaryota, Fungi, Ascomycota, Dothideomycetes, Pleosporales, Pleosporaceae.